Canis lupus familiaris (dog) is the source of this 1176-nucleotide messenger RNA. RefSeq names its product 40S ribosomal protein S2-like. The coding region runs from base 401 to 643 and encodes 80 amino acids. The transcript is spliced from 2 exons. Lineage: Eukaryota; Metazoa; Chordata; Mammalia; Carnivora; Canidae. The record is from RefSeq and is a predicted model, not a curated record.
CGGGAGCCCCAUUGAAAGAGAAGCUUACUUCGUCUUUUGUAGUUUCAUCUGCAGUCCUGAUGAAGAGUGAACUAGCUGAGAUCGGGCUUGAAGAAAAGAAAGUAGCUUUUCCUCUGAGAAAACACCAAAUGGAUGACACUGGUGCUGUGGGAGGGCCCCGGAGGGCCCAGAGCCCCUGGGAUGGGAGCAGCACCCUGGCUGGGGUCUCCCCCAUGGUGGAGCCCUGGCAGAGGCAGGAUGGAGAAGGAGGAGUGUAUCCCCGUCAGUCACCCAGCUGGGCCGCCUGGUCAAGGAGGCGGGGAUCAAGUCCCUGGAAGAGAUCUGCCCCUUGCCCGCCAUCAGGGAGCCUGAGAUCACUGACCCUUCCCAGGGGGCAUCCCUCCCGGAUGAGGUUUCGAAGAUGACGCAGCCCCUUACUGGCCAGCGAUCGGGGUUCAAGGCGUCUGUUGCCGUUGGAGCUCACACUGGAGACGUCUGGGGGAAACUGAAGGGGAGAAAGAAAAAUGUUCACUAUACUUGGCUUCAUUUAAUUUUUAAAGCUGAAAGUAAUGAAGAUGUCCUACUGCAUGUCCUGUCAUUGUCUUCUGCAGCUCUACUCAGACAUUUUCCCAGGAUGACCAGUGGAGUACCGCGGAGGGUGUAACUGCAGAGCCUAAGGAAGCUCUAUUAAAUCAACACUCAUGGUGCUAAAACACACACACACACACACACACACACACACACACACACACUCAUGGUGCUAAUGUCCUCCACCAUCCUCUGAAGCCCAUGGUGAAAAUGCACCACUCCUUCCUAGCAGUCAGCUCUGCGAUGCACGGAGACCUUACCUCUGCGUGUCUCUGCUAACUCUCAUUAAUUUUUCUGAAAAUGCAGGACAGCUGUGACUCAGCAAAAUUUCUUGACAGACAACUUUUGUCUCCCUUAGCAACUUCCCUCUAGCCUUCCAGAUUCUUGUCUUUUGAGCUAUAAAGUUAGAUGGUUCAAUACCAGAAUCUUGCCAGAAAGUUAGAUGGUUCAAUACCGAAUCUUCUAAUUUCUUACUUAAGAAUAUCAGCAAGUGUGAGCUUGAAAAUGAAGUCUCUACAUUGAAAAAAUUCAUUCUGAGGUUAAAAUGAAAUAUUCGAAAAUCUCAAAAAGGGUCCCCCUCAAAACCAAUAAAUGCUUAAAUAAACAUGA